Messenger RNA from Ciona intestinalis (vase tunicate), 1760 nucleotides. NCBI's taxonomy places the organism in Eukaryota, Metazoa, Chordata, Ascidiacea, Phlebobranchia, Cionidae. The record is from RefSeq and is a predicted model, not a curated record.
GUAACCAAAUUGGCUUGUAACCAAAGGAUACACAACUUGAUAGUGCUUUCAACAAUUGUUGGCGCGUGUGUGUCUUAGGCAUAACAUCUAACGAAAAUUGGUCUAGCCCAAUGGUCACUAAAGGGCCAUUAAAGGUUUUUUUUCGGCUAUACAAAUAACAAUCAUCCAAAUUUUCGGCUAUACAAAUAACAAUCACCGACAAAGUUAUAUAUAGUAUAUAGGAAAAAACGGGACACCUUUAGCAUAAAACACCUGUUCGUAUUUCAAACAACUUACAACAGUCUAUGGGAGUCGUGAGGAUACGGUUUUGGGCACGAGGUGUGUAUAACAGAACACCCGUGUUAUAACAACUGUCGUUUUUCCGCCACGUGAGGAUAAUAAGUUAUAUACAUUUAGAUAUCCGUAGCAGUUAUAUCCCUUAUUAUUACCACCACUACCCCCAUAUUAACCAAGUCUCAUAACUUCCAGUUACAAACCUCGGCUGUUUAAAGUCCCGCAAACCAUAUCCCAUCCACACUAAAUAUAAGUUCAUACUCGAUCAACUAACUUCAGACCUUUGCAUUAAGAAAUGUUCUAAACGGAGGAUGACAUAUAUAUUGUUACAAAGGAAUAUAUGCGCUUGUACGUCACAAUUACAAGAUUUGGUUGACCUAGAAACAAGCAAUAAUUGUUCUAUGACGUGCGAGGGAAAUUCCCAUGAAAGUUGCGGGGGUUAUAACGAGGUCAACGCUUAUCAGGUUCUGGAGAAUUGUGUUGCAGGCAGGGAAAAUGUCGUCACAUCAAAACAUUUUCUUGGUUGUUUCGCCCCGGCUUCGAAUUGGACGAAAGAUCUUCAGCUUCGAGGAACCAGGGAUACAAAAUCUUGUAUAUUGGUUUGUGAACAUCAGAUGCUGCCUAUGGCUGUCGUUGAUCACUUGCAUAAGUGUUGGUGUGGAUAUAUGACAGACAGAUUUAACCAAACGCACAGAAUAAUGUCGGCGGGUGAUUGUGGAGAGAAACAUCUAUCAUCGGUCUACCACACAAUACAUGGGGACAACAGGUGCCAACCAACCAGGUUUCUCAAUAUUUCGGAAACUCGUUUCAAGGUUGGGUUGCUGUCAAUGCCAGGUGCGGGAAACACGUGGGUUCGAUACAUGCUUGAUAAAACUACUGGUGUUUACACGGGGAGCCACUACAGAGAUAAAGCGUUGUUUAAAAGCGGUCUUCUCGGGGAGUUACAACCCAAAGGCGUGGCAAUUGUCAAAGACCACAUAUUCGAAAGGAAGAAUGUUUACGAUUACAACUCCGCUGUUAUCCUUAUAAGGAAUCCAUACGAUGCGUGGAUAGCGGAGUUUAAUCGGAAGAUGAGCAACAGUCACGUGGGUUCGGUCAACAAAGCUCGAUAUUACAAUAAAGGUUUCAAGAAUCGCUUCGUGAACGGAUCCCGAAGUAGUCUAUGGGUUAACAUGAUUGACGAAGUCAUUAAAAGCAAAAAACGAUUUUAUGUCGUGUUUUAUGAAGACCUGAAGACAAAUGCGAUCACGGAACUCCGGAAGAUAGUUGGCUUCCUAGCAACCCCCGGGCUAAAGUCGGAUGACCUGGAAACGAGGCUUCACUGUUUGAGUCUACAGAUCAACGGGCAGAACAAAAGGAACUCAGAUUCGGAAGAUUUUGAUCCGUUUGAUGACGACAUGAAGAUGCUUGUUAAUUCACAAAUACGGUUUGUUCGGGAACUUCUACGUAACAAUAGUGAUGUGGAACUACCGGUAUACGAGAGAUAA